Molecule: messenger RNA, 1713 nt
Organism: Colletotrichum siamense
Lineage: Eukaryota; Fungi; Ascomycota; Sordariomycetes; Glomerellales; Glomerellaceae
Product: putative succinate-semialdehyde dehydrogenase
Exons: 2
Coding region: 1-1713 (570 amino acids)
Molecular function (GO): succinate-semialdehyde dehydrogenase (NAD+) activity
Source: RefSeq, a predicted model, not a curated record
AUGCUUAGCGCGGUAACAUCCCCCGUCACCAGCACCAUCACGACAUCCAGCAGCACAUCCUCCGCCUCGACCACGAAAAGCAAUAACCCAAACGAUAUAAGACACAGUGUCCUUGUCAAUGGCCUGCCUCCGCCGUCUCCGUCGCUCCCCCUCCCGUUCAAUCUCACGGAUAGAGGUCUUCUCAAUCGCGACUGUCAUGUCCACAACGAGUGGAUCGAGUCCCGGAGCAAGAAGCGUUUCGCGAUUAUAGACCCGGGGACAGGUCGCGUAUGGGCUACAUGUCCCGACUGCACCAAGGACGAUGUCGGCCCAACCGUUAGAUCCGCCUUCUCCGGGUUCCAAGGGUUCUCAGCCGAUACUUCGAACCACGAACGAGCUCGUCUUCUGACGGCUUGGCAUCAUCUCAUCGUCGCCGCCCGCCUCGAUCUCGCCACGAUUCUCGUCCACGAAACAGGGAAGCCGCUGGCGGAGGCAUUGGCCGAAGUUGACUACGGCGCAGGCUUGGUCAGGUGGUUUGCCGGUGAGGCCGACCGCUUUCCGCAAGCUGUUCUUCCAACCUUUCCGACUUCGCCUAUAUCCCCUCGAACCCCUUGCACCCCCUCUACGCCGGCUACAAUUGGCGGUACCCCGACAUCAAGCGGAUUCAGAAUGAGACGGCCUGCGGUUCUUAAGCAACCUGUUGGUGUCGUUCUCGCACUCGUGCCUUGGAGCUUCCCGCUUGCGCUUGCUCUCCGCAAGUCCGCAGCCGCGCUCGCGGCGGGAUGUACUGUCAUUAUCAAGCCUUCAUCUGAAACGCCUCUCACCGCCCUCGCGAUAGCAUGUCUAGCAAACCGGGCGGGAUUUCCUGCCGGCGCUCUCAACGUGAUUACGACCAGCUUGGGAAACACACCAGAUGUCGCCGAAGCGCUAUGUAUGCACCCUCUGGUCAAAGCAGUCAGUUUCACAGGCAGCGCGCGUGUCGGCAAGCGAGUUGCCACGACAUGCACCCGAAAUUUGAAGCGUCUGUCGCUCGAUCUGGGCGGAAACUGUCCCUUUGUCGUUUUCGAUGACGCAGACCUGGAGAAUACCGCCAAGGAACUGGUGGCACUGAAGUGGCGGCAUGCAGGACAGGCAUGCAUUGCGCCGAACCGAUGUUAUGUUCAGAGGCGCGUCUAUGAUUCCUUUUCGGAACUGGUGGUUCAAGAGGCGGAGAAGUUGAAAAUAGGUCAUGGGAUGGAGCGGGAGACGACCUUGGGGCCACUGACGACGAUCCGUGGUCUGUACAAGGCAGAAGCGUUGUGCAAGGACGCCGAGGAAAAGGGGGCUUCCGUACUUCUGGGCACUGGACGGAGAGAGCCUGGGGAUGGAUACUUCAUGUCACCGACCAUUUUGGGAAAUAUGACGGAUUCAAUGCUCAUGUGUCGUGAGGAGAUUUUUGCACCGAUUCUCGGGCUUUACAUAUUCGACACUGAGGACGAGGUUGUGAAGAAGGCAAAUGACACGCCUGUCGGGCUUGCAGGUUAUGUCUUUACGAAGAGCUCUGACCGGCUAACUAGCAUGUUUGAACGACUGGACGCGGGGGUUCUCGGAAUGAACACUGUCUCUCUCGUGGCGGAUUGCCCCGUGCCUGCGGGCAACAACGGGAACGGAUACGGAUCUGGCUUCAGUUCGGCUACGACGUUGGAAGAGUUUCUUAUUACCAAAUCAGGCGCAAUGAUGAUACGUCAGGAUUGA